Molecule: messenger RNA, 1057 nt
Organism: Durusdinium trenchii
Lineage: Eukaryota; Dinophyceae; Suessiales; Symbiodiniaceae
Source: the annotation of a GenBank genome assembly
AUGGGGGCAGUGGACCUGGAUCAGUUGAUUCAGAUCAUGGUUCGCUUCUCUGUUCUCCUCUUGGACCUGCCAGAGAUCAAGGAACUUUGUCUUGUUCGUUGGCGAUUGGAGUGUGACAUCAACCCGUUGAUUGCCUCCUCUGAGAGUAUUCUCUCUUUGGAUGCUCGAGUCUUGUUGCACGAUCGGGAUGUGGAAACCAGAGAUCUGCCACAGCCCUCCAUCCGUCCAUAUCCCCAUCACUACGUCAAUGUGAUUGAUUUGGACGAUGCCUCGAAGGUGAAACUGCGGCCCAUCCUGCCAGAGGACGAAGGCGUUCGGCGGUUGGCCGUGUUGGUGUUUGCUGCGCGGAACGCGUUCAGCGGGGCGUUCAUCGAUCCAUGGUGUCAUGGUGUAGGCAUGAUGCGCUCCUUCUAUGCCCGGGCAAGUUGGCCAGAGGGAUGUAAACCCGCUACGAUGCCCAAUGAAGCGGAGAACGAGGUGUGCAGCCUGGACCGACAGCAUCUCAUUCGCACCUGCUUCGUGGACUUCGACCGCUCCAUCGUGCUGGUGGCGGAAGGUGUGACGGUCAACGACGGGGAGAAGUGUAUCAUGGGCGCGGGCCGAAUCAGCAGGGAGGAGAUGUCAGAUGAUGUGACCUUUUCUUUGCAAGUUUUGCCCUCCUGCCGCAAGAAAGGGCUUGGCUCGAAAAUCAUGAAGCGCCUCAUUGAGUUGGCGGGCUUGGAGGGCGCUGCUUGCAUUAAAGCUGAUGUCUUCUCUGAAAAUCGUCGGGCUUUGCGUUUCUUGGAGGUGAGGGCUUGAGCCAGACCUGCAGCGAAAUAUAACUAACUGAUAAGGUGCAGAAGUGGUUGAGGAAUGCAAUUGCAAAUCCAAGGAGAUUUGUUUGGUCUGCCAGCUUCCGAAGAGAUGAUCGCUAGCAACUAGCAAGCCUACUGUAAAUUUGAAGACAAAGACACAAUAUGAGUUAGUUAGAGCGACGCAGAGAGUGAGAGAGAGAGAGAGAGUGUGACACAGUGUGACGCAGAGUGAUAGUGAAAGGGAGGAGCAGGAAAGAAGAGAG